This is a messenger RNA of Canis lupus familiaris (dog), 1930 nucleotides long. RefSeq names its product chromosome 29 C8orf89 homolog (gene C29H8orf89). NCBI's taxonomy places the organism in Eukaryota, Metazoa, Chordata, Mammalia, Carnivora, Canidae. The record is from RefSeq and is a predicted model, not a curated record. The coding region runs from base 1257 to 1778 and encodes 173 amino acids. The transcript is spliced from 6 exons.
GUGCAGAGAAGAUUUAGCAUAAAUCUGAAGGGCCCUAGGAUUUUCGGAACGGCCAACGAGCAUUGGCUUCCAGUGAAAUUCAGCAGCUGCAUUAGCCUCUGACAAGAGAGUCAGACUGUCUUUGAAGCUUUGAAGCCAGGCACUGAUUUCUCCUCUGCAGCUAUGACAGUCCUGGAUGGUGGCAUCUUCCAGCAGAAGGCUGUCCCAUCUCCGGUGGAAGUGUAUUGUUUAGUGUAGCCACCGUCAUUAGUUACCUUAGCUGGGUCUUCUGGAGAACUGGCUGCAGCUCCUAUGUCAGCACUUGCUGCUUCACCUUGCACUCGAUGUUAUGCUGAUGGCUUCUUUCCUUGGAGCUCAUGAACCAGCCUCUGCCAGCUGUAAACUUUUCUUCUGCAGCUCCUUCACGUCCCUCAGCCUUCACAGAAUUGAAGAUAGUCAGGGCCUUGCUUUGGAUUUGGUUUAAGGGACUGUUGUGGCGGGUUUAAUGUUCUGUCCAGACCACUCAGACUUUCUCCAUCUCAGCAAUGAGACUAUUUCACUUUCUUACCAUUCGUGUGUUCACUGGAGUAGCACUUUUAAUUUCCUACAAGAACUUUUCCUUGCAUUUAAACUUGGCUAACUUUUUGGCACACAGCGACUAGCCUUCAACUUGUCUCAGCUUUUGACUUCCUUACUAAGUGUAAUCAUUUCUGGUCAGAGACAUGUGACUCUUCUUUUCACUUGAACAAUUAGAGGCCAUUGUGGGGUUAUUAAUUGGCCUAAUUUCAGUAUUGUUGUGUCUCAGGGAAUAGAGAGGCCCCAGGAGAGGGAGAGAAAUGGAGGAACAGCUGGUCAGUGGAACAGUCAGAACACACACAACACUUACUAAUUAAGUUCGCUCUCUUUUAUGGGCACGCUUCAUUGCACCUCAAAGCAGUUACAAUAGUAAGAUCACAGAUUACUGAUCACAGAUCACCAUAAAAAAUAUAAUGAUAAUGAAGAAGUUUGAAAUAUUUCAAGAAUUAGCAAAAUAUGACAGAUGAGAAAUGAGCAAAUUGCUGUCAGAAAAAUGGCACCAAUGGACGUGGCUCUAUGAAGGGUUGCCACAAACUUUCAAUUUGUAAAAAACAAAACAAAAGCAAAAAAAAAAAAACCACACACACACACACAAAAACAAAAAAACAACAACAAAGCAAUUACCUGUGAAGCGACAUAAACCGAAACACAGUAAAACAAGCAGCAUCUCACUUUCAUCAGCAUUGUUGAAAGAAGAAAAAAUGCCAGUCCUGUCUCCUGAAAUCAAAUUUGAUACAUCUAAUGUCACCAGAAAUUCCCUUGACAGUUGUUUUCUUUUUGAGAAUAGUUGGAGGAAAGCAGUUUUAGAAACACAAAGGAUGAAGAAGGAAUACACCACAAUAUUUGGUCUAGAAGAGCUCAAAGAAUGUGUCAAAAUGCCAUAUUUACCAGGACUGCAGAGUUGCCCAAAAAGUGUAAGUUCAACUCCACUGGGUGUUCAGUCAAGACGGCUGCAUGCUGAGACCGAGAUGCCUCCAGUCAGGAUAAGGAAGACUAAGGAGGCAUGCACUGUGGUACCACUUCAGGAAAAACCAAAGAGAUUUUUAAAGCAUUCUAAUUCUUCAAUUAGUUUUGGUACUGGCUUCAGUGAUCCUCUUGCUGGAGCACCAUCUCAAUACUUACAGAGACUUUCCAAAAUGGCCAUAUUGGAGUAUGAUACCAUUCGUCAAGAAACUACUAGAAAAUCCAAAAAGGGCAAGAAACGAGACCUACGAGACUGCUGAUAAAUACUACAUGGUUAAGUGCUUUCUACACUGAUAUCCAAGGUUUAUAUAUUUUUUCCUUUCUUUUUCUUUUUUCAUAUGUCAUAUGAUGUACAAUGAUUUACAUAAAAGUGGAAAUGUAAAUAGGAAAUAAAUAUUUUAUGUAAUACAUA